AUGCUUGGAGCUUCCCAUUCGAGAAACUAUUCUCUGUGGAAGAUUGGCGGCAUUUCUACCGAUGGAAUGAAAGAAAUUGCUGAAUGGGGAAACACCUUCAAAGCGGAAGCGGAAGCUAAAGAAAAGGCUGCUGAAGUACGAACUCUCAUGAAAGUAAAAGGAUUGUGGUAUCCUGAAGUUCAGGGCCGUACCAAGUCAAGCUUUGUUGUAAACAAAUACCACCAUUUGGCCUCGUUGGCAACCAUGUUCGGUCCAUCACCUGAUUGGUGUGUAGGUAUUUCUUCAAUCAACCUCUGCCUUCCCGACUGUUCAUGGGUGGCUGAAAGGACAUUUGAUUUGCUACCUUUCGACGCUGGAACGGACUCUGGUCCUACAUAUAUGGUAAAUUCGUAUUCUAUCGCUUAA
Cooperia oncophora is the source of this 405-nucleotide messenger RNA. Lineage: Eukaryota; Metazoa; Nematoda; Chromadorea; Rhabditida; Trichostrongylidae. The record is from the annotation of a GenBank genome assembly.